Durusdinium trenchii is the source of this 198-nucleotide messenger RNA. Lineage: Eukaryota; Dinophyceae; Suessiales; Symbiodiniaceae. The record is from the annotation of a GenBank genome assembly.
AUGGCAGCGCCCUUUGUGGUGAAACGCAGCUGGCAAGCGCAGGCAGAGCUUCAUCAACACUGGCCAAGCGUGGGCUCUCAGACUAUGGCACCGGCAUCCAUGCCAGACCCCGUGGACGCUGGACCCGUGUCCGGCAUCCAUCAAGCUCCGACACUGAAAACACUCUAUGCGGCCUAUUUGGAGCAUGGCUUUGGUUAG